Diversispora eburnea is the source of this 810-nucleotide messenger RNA. The record is from the annotation of a GenBank genome assembly. NCBI's taxonomy places the organism in Eukaryota, Fungi, Glomeromycota, Glomeromycetes, Diversisporales, Diversisporaceae.
AUGCAAAAUACACCGGAAGAAACAAAAUCUGGUUGGUUAACAAAACUUGGAGGUAAUGCUUUAAGGAAAACAUGGAAACGUCGCUGGUUCGAAUUGAGGGGUAAUUUCUUGUAUUAUUAUCGACAAAAGAAUGAUAAAAAACCAUCAGGAGUAAUUAAUCUUUCCACUUAUAAUUCAAUAAGCCAAGAUUCAACAAUUACUAAAAAAUCACCUAAUUGUAUAAGAAUCGAAAAAGUAAUUAGAGAAUCUGAUUUAACUUAUUGUGGCAAAUCAAAUAAUAAUUCUUGUCCAUUUGCUGAUACAGAAACAGAAAUGCAAGAAUGGAUAAAUAUCUUAGAAAAACAUUUAAGUGGUAGAAAUAUAGUUGAUAUAGUAUUGGAUAGAUUAGAAUUAUCAGGAAUUCAUCAUCGACAAGCUAGUUAUGGUUCUUUAAGUUCAUUUUAUUCAAAGAAUAGUAGUAGUUUUUGUUCUUCGGGUGGUUCAACUUCUGGUUCCGCUUUAUCUUCUCGAAGACCUUCUCUGGAAUCCUUAAGUUUAGAUACACCUUCUUUGAAUUCUAGAAAAAGUUCAAUUGAAUCAGUUCAUCAAAGCAGAUUAGGUCAACCAAUUUUACGUAAACCAGCUUCAUCAUCAGCAUUAUUUGAUCGAAAAAGUAAUUCUCUUAAUGCACCAUUAAUUAUGGUACAUCGUGAUUCUAAAGUCACUUCUUCACCUGAUGAAAAAAUAGACUCAUCGAGGAUUAAAAUCAAUUCUUCACCUAUGACUCCCGUAACACCAUUAUCUAAUGUAUUUCCGAGUCAUUUGGCGUGA